Penicillium griseofulvum is the source of this 963-nucleotide messenger RNA. Its product is annotated as aldo/keto reductase family protein. The record is from RefSeq and is a predicted model, not a curated record. The transcript is spliced from 3 exons. Gene Ontology annotation, cellular component: cytoplasm. Lineage: Eukaryota; Fungi; Ascomycota; Eurotiomycetes; Eurotiales; Aspergillaceae. The coding region runs from base 1 to 963 and encodes 320 amino acids.
AUGCCUUCUCUAGUCGGACAGGAAGUCGGCCCUAUUGGCUAUGGCACAAUGAGAAUGACCUGGAACCCACAGCUUCCAUCAGAAGAGGUCUGCUUUGAGACACUUAAUACCACUCUGGAACUGGGUGCCAACUUCUGGAAUGCUGGCGAGCUCUACGGCACUCCGGAGUACAACUCCCUGCACCUGCUCAACAAGUACUUCACCAAGUAUCCCGAGAACGCAGAGAAGGUCGUACUCAGUGUCAAGGGUGGCUUGAAGGUGGGCCAGCUUGUGCCCGAUUGCUCCGAAAAGAACAUCCGCCGUAGCGUGGACGAAUGUCUGCGUCUCCUCGAUGGCAAGAAGAAGCUUGACAUUUUCGAAUGCGCACGACAAGACCCCAACGUCCCCGUUGAAGAGACCGUCAAGGUUCUCGCGGAGUACGUUAAGGAGGGCAAGAUUGGAGGAAUUGGAUUGAGCGAGGUUGAUGCCGAGACGAUCCGUCGAGCACACAAGGUGCACCCAAUUGCAGCAGUCGAGGUUGAAGUGUCCUUAUGGUCCACCGAUAUCCUCCAUAACGACGUUGCCAAAACUUGCGCCGAGCUUGAUAUCCCAGUUAUCGCUUACUCUCCACUAGGCCGGGGUGUUCUGACUGGAGCUGUGACUUCGUUGGCUGAUAUUCCCAAAGAUGAUAUUCGACACCACUUGAGCCGGUUCCAGGAAGAGCAUUUCCAACACAAUCUGAAGCUCAUCAACGAGGUUAAUGGCCUUGCUACGAGCAAAGGUGUUGCCCCUGCUCAGAUUGCACUGGCGUGGCUCCGGAGCCUGAGUGAGAAGCCUGGUAUGCCUACUAUUAUUCCCAUUCCUGGUGGUACUACGAAGGAUAAGGUGGUGCAGAAUAUGGGUGCACAGAAACUGACGGGUUCUGAAAUGGCGGAGAUCGAUGCUAUUUUGGAGGAAUAUACGGUUUCUGGGGCGAGAUACUAG